GAAAAUGGGAAACGAUGGCGGCGUGAUCGCCGUGAAGCGCAAGUUCAUGCGGCACGCGAACGUGAAGGCGCGCGGGGAGAAGGCGGACCAGGAGGCGCUGCGCCUGGAGAAGGCGCGGACGUGCGCGCUGUCGUCGGAGCCGCUGCGCGAGCCCGUGGUGGCCUGUCGGCUGGGCAACCUGUUCAACAAGCAGACAGUUCUGGAGCAUUUGCUGGCCAAGUCGAUGCCCGAGCGGUUCCAGCACAUCACGUCGCUCAAGGACGUGGUGACCUGCCGCCUGACGCGCGAGAAGGAGGAGGCGGACGCGUUCUGGUGCUGCCCCGUGACGAUGGCCGAGUUCAACGGCAAGCUGCCCUUCGUGGUGCUGUUCAAGUGCGGUUGUGUGCUGUCGGAGCGUGCUCUUAAAGCCGUCGCUACGCGGGAGUGCCUCGUGUGCGGCAAGACCUAUGACGAGCAGGACGUGGCCACGCUGCUGCUGGAGGACGAGCAGUACAAGGAGAAGCAGAAGAAGCUGCUGGAGCUCAAGGCGGAGGAGAAGCGAGCCAAGAAAAGCAAGAAGAAGGCGAAGGAGCAGAAGGAACAGGAAGAGGAAGGACAGCACGAACACAAGAAGAAGCACAAGGACAAGAAGAACAAGAGGAAGGCGGGCAAGUUGGGGGAGACGGGCGACGCCAGACUCGUCAAGAUCGCGAAGGACGCGAGUGAAUCUAUCUCCAAGGCGAAGGAGAAGAGCCAAGUGUUUGCGUCCAUCUUCUCCAAGGACAAGAAGGAGAAGGCGAGUGCCAACGACCUGCUCAUGACGAUCGGUGGCAUGCGUUACACGCUGUCGUAG
Molecule: messenger RNA, 832 nt
Organism: Phytophthora sojae
Lineage: Eukaryota; Oomycota; Peronosporomycetes; Peronosporales; Peronosporaceae
Exons: 1
Coding region: 5-832 (275 amino acids)
Biological process (GO): mitotic DNA replication termination; site-specific DNA replication termination at RTS1 barrier
Cellular component (GO): nucleus
Source: RefSeq, a predicted model, not a curated record